This is a messenger RNA of Vicia villosa (hairy vetch), 3224 nucleotides long. Its product is annotated as homeobox-leucine zipper protein ROC3-like. Gene Ontology annotation, molecular function: lipid binding; DNA binding; DNA-binding transcription factor activity, RNA polymerase II-specific. The record is from RefSeq and is a predicted model, not a curated record. The transcript is spliced from 12 exons. Bases 172 to 2622 code for a protein of 816 amino acids. NCBI's taxonomy places the organism in Eukaryota, Viridiplantae, Streptophyta, Magnoliopsida, Fabales, Fabaceae. Gene Ontology annotation, biological process: regulation of DNA-templated transcription.
ACAAACGUAAGAAAAGGGACCAUUUCAUCAAACUGUGUCUCACUGUUUGUGUGUGAAACAAACAUCUUCAAAAAGCAAUUCCUUCCCUUCAUUUUCAAAACCACUUUCAGAACCUCUUCAUGGUCCUUCUGGUUUGGUUCAACUGAAGUAAAAAAACAGUGGUUAAGAAAAAUGUAUGGUGAUUGUCAAGUUAUGUCAACAAUGGGAGGAGGAAAUGUAGUAACAAACUCAGAAUCUCUCUUCUCUUCUCCGAUCCACAACCCUAACUUCAACUUCAUGCCAACCAUGCCUUUUCAGCCUUUUUCUUCCUCCAUGAAAGAAGAAGAUGGAAUGUUGAGAGGGAAGGAAGAGAUAAUGGAUCAAAGUGGUUCAGGUAGCGAACAAGUUGAAGACAAAUCAGGAAAUGAACAAGAGAUCAAUAAUGAAGAACAACAAAAACAAGCUGCUAAGAAGAAACGUUAUCAUAGACAUACUGUUCGUCAGAUCCAAGAAAUGGAAGCUUUGUUCAAGGAAUGUCCACACCCAGAUGAUAAACAAAGAAUGAAACUAAGCCAUGAUUUAGGCCUCAAACCACGCCAGGUUAAGUUCUGGUUUCAGAAUCGUCGAACUCAGAUGAAGGCACAACAAGAUCGUUCCGAUAAUGUGAUACUUAGAGCAGAAAAUGAAGGCUUAAAGAAUGAGAACUAUCGGUUACAAGCUGCUCUACGUAAUAUUGUCUGUCCUAAUUGUGGUGGGCCAUGUAUUAUGGGCCCUGAUUUGGGCCUUGAUGAUCAUCAACUUCGAAUUGAAAAUGCACGUUUAAGAGAAGAGCUAGAACGUGUGUGUUGUAUAACAUCAAGAUACACUGGUCGUUCGCUCCAAACAAUGGCACCACCUCCAUCUCUAAUGCCACCAUCACUAGAUUUGGACAUGAACAUAUACCCAACAAGACAUUUUGUUGAUCAUAUUUCACCAUGCACAGAAAUGAUUCCAGUCCCUAUGUUACCAACUGAAUCAUCACAUUUUCAAGAGGGUGGUCUUUUACUAAUGGAAGAUGAGAAAUCACUGGCUAUGGAACUUGCGGCUUCUUCGAUGGCUGAGCUUGUUAAGAUGUGUCGGAUGAAUGAACCGCUUUGGAUUCGGAACGGUGAGAAUGAAAGGGAAGUUCUUAAUUUUGAUGAGCAUGCUAGGCUUUUUCAAUGGCCUUUGAAUCUUAAGCAGAGAAGUGAGUUGAGGUCUGAAGCUACACGUGAUAAUGCUGUUGUUAUUAUGAAUAGUGUCACUCUUGUUGAUGCUUUUCUUGAUGCUCAAAAAUGGAUGGAUUUGUUUCCAACAAUAGUUGCUAGAGCAAGAACUGUCCAAAUUAUAGCUUCUGGUGCUUCUGGUCAUACAAGUGGGACUCUUCAGCUGAUGCAUGCAGAAUUUCAAGUUCUUUCUCCAUUGGUGUCCACUAGAGAGACUCAUUUUCUUCGAUACUGUCAGCAAAAUGCCGAGGAAGGAACUUGGGCCAUUGUUGAUUUUCCUGUUGACAGCUUCCACCAAAACUUUCAUCAUUCAUAUCCCAAAUACUGCAGAAGGUCCUCUGGCUGUGUGAUUCAAGAUAUGCCAAAUGGCUAUUCAAGGGUAACAUGGGUUGAGCAUGCAAAAGUUAUAGAGAAACCUGUGCAUCAAAUAUUCAGCAACUAUGUCUAUAGUGGAAUGGCAUUUGGUGCACAACGUUGGUUAGGAGUUUUGCAGAGACAAUGUGAAAGGGUUGCGAGUCAAAUGGCUAGAAACAUAUCUGAUCUUGGAGUGAUACCUUCUCCUGAGGCGCGAAAGAACUUGAUGAAACUAGCUAACAGGAUGAUAAAAACUUUUAGUCUUAACAUGACUACUUGUGGUGGUCAAUCAUGGACUGCUAUAUCAGAUUCACCAGAAGACACUGUUAGAAUCACAACUAGGAAAAUCACUGAGCCUGGCCAACCUAAUGGCGUGAUACUCGCGGCUGUUUCAACCACUUGGCUUCCUUAUUCUCAUACCAAGGUCUUCGAUCUUCUCCGAGACGAACGCCACAGAUCUCAGAUGGAUGCUCUUUCUAAUGGGAACUCAUUGAAUGAAGUGGCUCAUAUUGCAAAUGGUUCACAUCCUGGCAACUGCAUUUCGCUUCUUCGCAUAAAUGUAGCAAGUAACUCAUCACAGAAUGUAGAGCUAAUGCUGCAAGAAAGUUGCACAGAUCAAUCAGGAAGCUUACUAGUCUACACGACAAUUGAUGUCGAUUCAAUCCAGCUAGCCAUGAGUGGUGAAGACCCUUCGUGCAUUGCACUUCUUCCACAAGGGUUCAUGAUAGUGCCAAUGGUUUCAUCAAAUACUGACACUUCAAGCCUUGGUGGAAACUCAUCUGAUCAAGGAACACCAUCAUCAACUACUACUACUAAUGCUGCUGCUGCUGCCGCGGCUGCUAACUCGGGCUGUCUUCUUAUCAUGGGAAUGCAAGUUCUAGCAAGCACAAUUCCUUCUGCAAAGCUUAACCUUUCAAGUGUCACAGCAAUCAAUAACCACCUCUGCAACACCCUGCAUCAAAUUGAAAGUGCUCUUUGUAGCACCACUAACAAUUACCUUGUUGGGUCUUCCAAUGAACCAACCACUAGUGCACCUCCCAAGUAGUGUGAACAACUAGUCUACCAAGUCAUUUAAAUUAUUCCUUCCACCCAUUUGGAUUAUGGAUUUGUAGCAAGAGCAUUGUACGAAAAAGUUGAAUUAGCAACGGAAAUUAUUGACGAAAGAAUAUGAAAUCCGUUUCUUUGUCACGUAGUCUAACGACAAGUGAACUAGAGACGGAUUUUAGUAGUUUCUGUCUCAAAUUUCCAUUGCUAAUUUAAUCUUUUUUUAACUAUGAGAACAUGAAUUUAGGGAGUUUGAUUAGUAUAGUUAGGGAAGGAGCUAGGUAGGGUAUGAGUGUGUUUAAAUAAAGAUGUUGAAGGUGUAGUAGAACUAAUUAAUGUGUGUUUUGUAUGGGAGUGAGAGUGUGGUAAUUAACAUUGAGAAAUGGUAUUGAUGUGUAAUUUGAGGAGGGUAGAGGGACCGAGGGAGUCAAGAGCGCACCAGAUAAUACCUUUGGUUUUCUAGCAAGACCAUCAUUGUUAUAACGAUGAUGGUCUCAAGCUAGUUAUAGGUGGUGUGGUUCGGGUAUUGACUCCUGCUUCUAUGUUAGCCUCUACUAUUCAUUUCAAUGUUUAUGAUCUUUCAACUUAAUUUAAACUUUCUUU